Brenthis ino (lesser marbled fritillary) is the source of this 561-nucleotide messenger RNA. The record is from the annotation of a GenBank genome assembly. Lineage: Eukaryota; Metazoa; Arthropoda; Insecta; Lepidoptera; Nymphalidae.
AUGUACGGCUGCACACCCGGAGGUCCUGGGUUCGAGUCCCGGGUCGGGCCAAGUUUAGUUAUUGAGUCUUUCUGUAUAGCCUCAAUAACAGCCCGGAGUUGGGAAGUUGGCGGUGUUUCACCUCCGUGUCUCGGAGAGCACGUAAAAGCCGUCGCUAAAGAAGCGCGACAACGCCGACUCGACCCGCUGGGAGCCGAUCGGCGUCAGGCCGCGACGCAUUCAUUAAAAGCGCAAUUAGCGGAGUGCGCCAGUGCAGCGCCUCGUGCUCCCACAUUACGGAAUGUCAUUCGUCAAAAUUUCCCAGAAGAGUGUUCUCCGGGUUUGAGCCCUCCAUCCCUCGCCCCCCUCCUCCCCGCGCGCGCGCCCUCCCGCCCCGCGCCGGCCGGGCCGCCACUCCGGCAGUCGACCGCCCGCCCUCGCGCCGUGACGCAACCCUAUACCACGAAGGCUCGGCACCGACAAACUUUUCCGAUAUCUCGCUUGAUAAGUUCGACGAAGGUUUCGAAAGUUCAGUACUGUGCGUUAGAAAAAGUUUUAGUUUUAGUGAAAUUUAGAGUUGAG